This is a messenger RNA of Prorocentrum cordatum, 879 nucleotides long. Lineage: Eukaryota; Dinophyceae; Prorocentrales; Prorocentraceae. The record is from the annotation of a GenBank genome assembly.
AUGCAUGUCGACGAGGACGAGGCUGUCCUGGUGUCUCUCGGCGAGGCGAUCGUGGAGGGCGGCGACAGCGUGGCGUGCGCGGACGCGCAGAUGGCAAAUGCCGUCGGGCCCUUGCGGGGGGAGGCCGCCAGCUUGGAGCAGUGCCGUGCUGUGCCGACGCAACAGGGCACUGGUGAGGACGCGACCGAUGAGGAGGACGAACUCGUUGUUGAGGACCGUGGAGUGUUCGAUGGUGUGGCCUUUCUGGACGCUUCCGACUCCGAGUUCGAGGAGGCUUCUGGCGGAGCUAAAAUGCUGAUCGUUCGCGGGGUUGGGCCUGACGCAGGCCCGGCGGUCGCCAUUGCAUGCUUUGCCUCACCGCCAGCGCUGGCCCGCAGCGAGGCUACCUUGGCCUACCUGGAGGAGUGUGCCUUGUACUCCGAGGACCUCUCCUGCCCCCCCGACUCGGGAGCAGCCGCGCUCGCCAGGGAGCUCGAGGUCACGCAAAGCGCGUGGUGGGCCGCGAGGGCCAGCAUUGCCCGCGAGUGGCUGGGCGAGCCGUCGGGCGAGAGCCAUGCGCCCGCGGGUUGCGGCGCGCUGGAGGGAUGCUCAUGCGCGGAGGCCUCGAUCCAGGCGGAGGCCAAGCUGACGGUACAGGUCGUCUUGCUAGGGCAGAGUAUGUUCAUUCUGAAGCCAGUUGCCGACUAUCUAGCGGAGCUGAGGCGCCAGGUCAGCGAGCUUCGCCGCAGUCCGCUGGACCUCGAGGUGAUCGAGUCGCUCUCGCUGGGCGGGGAGGCGGAGAUCAUCGAGGAGGUGUCGCAAGAAGGGGCAGAGGUAGAGGAGCACUUGGGAUCCAUGGAGCUCGACUGCGAGGCCGUCGUGCUCCCUCGAGCCCCCGAG